Seriola aureovittata is the source of this 5383-nucleotide messenger RNA. Its product is annotated as regulator of G-protein signaling 3-like. Gene Ontology annotation, cellular component: plasma membrane; nucleus. NCBI's taxonomy places the organism in Eukaryota, Metazoa, Chordata, Actinopteri, Carangiformes, Carangidae. Bases 268 to 4257 code for a protein of 1329 amino acids. The transcript has 27 exons. The record is from RefSeq and is a predicted model, not a curated record. Gene Ontology annotation, biological process: signal transduction. Gene Ontology annotation, molecular function: protein binding.
GAUGCUAACAGAGGGGAAAAAAAGAAAACAAAAGAAAACAAAAGAAAAAAGAAAUAAAAGAAAAAGGAGCUUUUGUUUUGAUGGUCCAGAGAGGAAGCACCACACUCCUUUGUUUCAACUUGACGAGGUAAAAAUCUGCGGCUGGUUUGAAUUUUUUUCCUUCACAAAAAACUGAAGAAACAAAGUGAGUCAGAGACGAAAGGAGCAGAGACGGGUUAGACAGACUGGUAGUUAGAGUGGUAGUUAGGGUUAGUCAGAGUUGGACUGAUGGAGGCAAUGUCUCUCUGCAGCAAGAAAAGGCCCUGUGAUGGAGCUGUGCUCCAGCUGCACCAGGAGGCUCAGUCCCAACCCCCAGUCUGUAAAAAGAGGUGCAGGGAGGAGGGGGAGGGGCGGAAGAGGAGGAGGAGAACAGGAGGAGGCUGGAAGGAGAACAGAGAUCCAGGAGAACUGCCGAGGAACAGUAGAACCCAGAACCUGAGGAAAGAAUGGUUUACACAGACUGGAACCAGAACCAGGACCAAAGUCAGGACUGCAUCUGAGUUUAGACCUAGAUCUGGAUUUGGGUCUGGAGAUGAGCUCCAGUCCAGUAGACCUGAGGUCAGAGUGGCCCUGAUCAAGAAGACCAGGAUCCAGACUGUGGAGCCCAGAGGGUCAGAACUGGUUCAGGGUUUAAUCCUCACAGACCAGACUGAUCCAGAAUUCAUAGAGACUUGGCUGAACCGGAGGAGACCAACACAGGACCGAAGGACCAGAACCACAGGGUCCACAUCUGAGGUCAGGUCCAGGUCUACAGCAGACCCUCAGAAGACUCAAGGUCUGGUCUCAGAGCAGUCCUCAGAGUCCAGGACCAGCAGCAGGAGCAGGUAUGAGAGAGUCCUGGAUCCAGAGCCCCCGACAGGAGAGAGGGGGGCACCCACAACCAGGUCCAGGUCUGUGGAGAGGAAAACUGAGAUCAGGGCCAGGAGGAGGAGGAAGGUCCACCCAUCUGUGUUCAGAGGGAGAGGUCAGUUGCGGUUGUCAAUCACUGCAGAGGCGAGACAGCUCAUCAUUCACAUCCAUGAGGCCCGGGGGCUGAUGGGAAGAUGCCUGAGGUCAUGUGAUUCGUAUGUGAAGGUGUCAGUGACCUCUGACCUCAGGAUGAAGACUCCACCUGUUUUGAACAACAAGAACCCUCACUACAACCACAUCUUCACCCUGUGUCUCAGGGAUGACCUCCUCCUCCACAGGUUGUUGUUUUCAGUGUUCAGAAGACGGACUGACAGCAGGCGUAGUCAGCUGAUUGGCUGUAUGAGCUUUGGGAUUGGUUCUGUUGUCUCGUCCUCUAAGCUUCUCACUGGUUGGUUCUACCUGUUGGGGGAGGGGUUUGGCUGGAGUAAACACCUGAGGGUAACAUCACAGCAUUGGCAAGAGGGGGAGGAGCCAGAAGAGAGACUGACUCACUGUGCAGACCUCAGGAGGACCCCAGACUCCGCCCCAGAUACUGACCUGAACACCGUCACCUCCACCGCCUCCACUGCUGGACUCAAAGACCGGACCAGCCAGAACCGGACCUCCUGGCACCCCCUCAGCCUUGGUCCAACCAGCACCACCCAGCGAGUGUCCAGAGAUGGCAGCAGCUCCCAGAGACCAACGGUGAGCAUCACUCGAGGAAAAGACGGGUUUGGAUUUACAAUCUGCUCUGAUUGUCCCGUCCGAGUCCAGGCUGUUGACCCAGGUGGUCCGGCUCAUCAGUCUGGGCUCCGUCCAGGAGACUCAGUUCUGCAGCUAAAUGGACUUCCUGUAGAAACCUGGAAAUGUGUCGACCUCGCCCACGCCAUCAGGAGUUGUCCAUCUCAGAUCGUCUUGGUGGUGUGGAGAGGUUUACCUGAGCUCAGAUCAGGAUGUGAAGCUUUGUUUCGCCCACCAACACACAACGCAACAACGGGCAGGAAGUUGCUGCCUCACCCCACCCACAGUAAACAUGGCCGCAGACGGGAUCAAGGGUCGAGGGUGCAGUCCACUUUGGGAGCUCUGGGUUCUCUGUGGAGGGACAGAAAGGAGGACCAGGAGGAGGAGGAGGAGGAGGAGGAAGUACAGGAGGUGACUGAGUACUCCCCACGCACCACCACACUGAAGGGCACCCGUGUGACAUCAUCAAAUGGAGACAAUUACAUCAUCCUGUCACCUGUCAGUCCAGGAGGACAGCUCUUGCAGCCAGUUUAUCACGACAGGAACAGGACGAUUGGUCGUCUGUACCAGACCCACCCCAGCAGAGGUCAGAGCCUCCUACAAGACUCUCAACCUGGGUCGUCAUGGCAACCAUUCACCAGCCGUACCUCCACCCUGCCCCCACCCCCCUCCUCCUCUUCCUCCUCUCCAGGUGCACCCAGUAACUAUGGCAACUACCAGAACUGCACCAUCGUCCAAUCACACCUGCCCUGCUCCACCUAUGGAACCUAUGUCACACUGGCGCCCAAAACCCUCAUCUUCCCCAUCUUUGUCCAGCCUCUGGAUCUGUGCAGCCCAGACAGAACCCUGCUGAUGUCAGAGGAAAUGGUUCUGCACCAGGCCGACUUGCUGCCUGCAAAGGUGACAGUGUUGAUCUACAGUGACCUGCUGCUGUUGACCAGAGAGGACGAAGCUGGACGCUGCAACGUCCUACAGAGUCCACUGUACCUGAACACACUGCAGCUCAGAGAGGUGUCAUCAGAGCCGCUCCACCUCUACUUCCUGCAGACGUCUCAGAUGUGUUCCCAUUGCGUCUUCAGUCUUGAGUCUUUCAGCAUCGAGCAGAAGGUCAGAGUUCGUCUGUGUCUCCAUGACAACAUCCAUCACCAGCUGGUCGCCACGGAGACUGCACACAGCCAUCAGCUUUCAGACCUCCCCUCAGACUUUGGCCUCCUCUCUCUCAGUCAGUCUGACCCCGUCUAUCGUCCCUCCUCUCCUUACUCGUCCCCUGAUCCCCCACUUCGCCGCCCCUCCUCCCCCUACUCCUCCCUCUGUGAUGCUUUCAGACCUCCCUCUCCCUCUCCUUACUCCCCAAGCUCUCCCUUCUCCUCCUCCACUCCUCCUCCUCCCCCCUUCUCCUCUCUUUCUCCAUACACCUCCUCUUCCACCUCACCUUCAACCAGUACCAUCACUGCUCUACCUCACCUCCUCCCCCCACCUCCCCCAACCUCCAUCUCCACCCAGAGGAGUCCGGUCUGGAAGGAGAGAGGGAGAGCAGAGGAGGAGGAAGAGGAACGGCAGCAAGGGGAGGGGGAGAGUGCCUCUGAAACAUCAGAGAAUGUGGGAGGUGUUUGGGGGCGGGGCCUUCUUCUGAGCCCCCACCAUUUCAACAUGAAGGAGGAGGAAGAGGAGGAGAGUAACGAUGAUGAAGAGGAGGAGGAGGAGGGGGAGGAGAGAGGAGCUGCUGAGGAGUUCACCUCCACCUACAGACCUGCAGUUCUGCAUCGCUCGCUCUCUGAGGGUUCUCUGCUGCAGGAAUCUCGAUCGCCCCGCUUCCUGUCUGACAGCACCAUCCACCGACUAACCCGUUCCUCGACCUUUGACCCUGAACCCAGCACAGACCCCAUCACCCAACCCCCCUCCCCCCACACUCUGAGGAGACAGCUGACAAGAGGGGGGGGGUCUCUCCACCAAAUGCUACUGCUGCUUAAUGGCCCCAAGGACUCUGAAUUCAGGAAUCUUCAGCUGAGGAAGAAGACCAGGACUCUAGCUGCUGAUGUCCGCAGUCGCCUGGCGUUUCUACGUCGACGGAAAAACAGUACCUGUUUCCAUGGUAACAGUUUGGAGAAAGCUCUGAGAAACAACAGACCAUCUCUGGGGGAGGUGCUGAGGUGGGCGGAGAGUCUGGAAACUCUGCUGACCAAUCAGUAUGGUCUGGCGGUCUUCCGUCACUUCCUGAGAUCAGAAUUCAGUGAGGAGAACCUAGACUUCUGGUUGGCUGUGGAGAGAUUCAAGAGGACAUGCCCCCUAAGCAAGAUGGCCACCAGAGCUUGGAAAAUCUAUGAUGAGUUUAUUUCUACCAAAGCAGCAAGACAGGUCAAUGUGGACUCGUCUGUCAGAGAAUCAACCAAUCAGAACCUGCAUCUUGGUGUGAACCCCACCUCCUUCCAACAAGCCCAGGAUCAGAUUUUCAGCCUGAUGGAGACCGACAGUUACCCUCGAUUCCUCCGCUCCCACCUCUACGCCCAGCUUGCCAAUCAAGGCAGGCAGACCGCCACAGUGUUGGGCAAUCAGAGUGGAGCUGGGUCUGUGCAUGUCAGCCAAUCAUAAGAGUGAAUGGUGAUGAUCAGCCAAUCGAAGGGUCAGAUCUGAUCAGAGCAUCUCAUUGGCUGGCUGUCAUCUUCUGUCAUCUAUUCAGAGAAAAACCAACCAAUAAUAGACACUAUCCGUCCAGGUGCAUUAUGGGAAAUGUAGGGUCCAGUGUUUUUGGACUAAACAUCAGGAGCUCGCCACCUCCUCCUUCAGAUUUCUGGUUUUAAUAUUUUUAAUAGAAGUGUUGAAUCAGUUUGUAAAAUCUCAAAUGUUUGUUACAUGAGAAGCUUCAUGUUUUCCAGAUGUUUUUCAGAUGAUUUCCAGAUGUUUUCACCAUUGAUUUCAGAAGUUAUUGUUUAUAAACAUCUCUUCAUCUACUUGGUGGAUUGACUUUCCCUCUGGUGCAACCAUCAGGUCACAUACAGAACAACUGACGUUCCCAUCGGCCCUUGCUGUACGCUGUGUUAACUGCCAAUAAGCCAGUGUUAGCAUGCUAAUGUGCUAAACUAAAAUGGUAAACAUAGUAAAUAUUUUACCUGUUACUAAAUAAUAGCAUGUUAGAACUGUCAUCUUAGGCCUGUUAGCAUGCUGAUGUUAGCAUCGACUGGUAGCCUGUUGUUUUUUGGAUUAACGUCAUCAAACACCAUCACAGAACAUCCAGAAAAAAUGUUUUUAUUUACUCAAAAUUGAUUUACUCCUCAUUAACAUCCAGAGUAGAACCAGUCGAUGUAGAACCAGAUAACGUAGAACCAGUCGACGUAGAACCAGUCGAUGUAGAACCAGAUAACGUAGAACCAGUCGACGUAGAACAAGUCGACGUAGAAUCAGUCGACGUAGAGCCAGUCGACCUAGAAUCAGUCGACGUAGAGCCAGUCGAUGUAGAAUCAGUCGACGUAGAAUCAGUUGACAUAGAGCCAGUUGACAGAGAACCAGUCGUUGGUGAACCAGUUGAUGUAGAACCAGUUGAUGUAGAACCUGUCUGAAAAUCAGGAAAAUAAUAAUUGAAUAAUAAGUUGUUUUUCAGAUAUUUAAUUUUAAUCUAGAAAUUAUUGGAGUAGAUGUGUCCUGUUGUUACCUGAAACCUCCUCAGGUGUGACAUGAUGAAGUCUAAUGGAAACUAAAAAAUAAAGACGACUCAGCUGGG